Molecule: messenger RNA, 858 nt
Organism: Corylus avellana
Lineage: Eukaryota; Viridiplantae; Streptophyta; Magnoliopsida; Fagales; Betulaceae
Product: coiled-coil protein
Source: RefSeq, a predicted model, not a curated record
UAACCAUGUCGGUAACAUCCGAAUUCCGAACCAUUCAUUAAUCUAGACAGUUGAACACAGAAACAGCGAGAUGAGUUUUCUUGCGGGAAGAUUAGCAGGAAAAGAGGGUGCAUAUUUUUUCCAGGAAUCCAAACAAGCCGUAAGCCGACUUGCCCUGAAAAAUACAACCCAGAAACCUUCUUCUCUGCCUGGUCCUUCUUCUUCCAACGCGGUUCAGCAAGAAGCCCAAGCGGACGUGCUUCCCGAGGUGCUGAGGCACUCCCUGCCUUCCAAGAUUUAUUACCAGCCGUCUGAUUCUUCGUCCCUAUCCACCACCUCCAAGUGGGUUCUUCAGUCGGAUCCGAGAAAAGGGUCUUCUUUGUCUGCCGAGGCUUUGAACCCACUAAGGGCUUAUCUGUCUCUGCCCCAGGUCACCUUUGGCCCCAAAAGGUGGCAACUGCCCCAAACAGAGCACUCGGUUUCGGCCUCAACAGCAAAUGAUUUGCGUGAAGAUAGGCAUGCUCCUAUUAAUCCCGAAAAGUUGAAGGCUGCAGCUGAAGGGCUUAAACUGGUUGGGAAGGCAUUUGCUGUUGGUACUGUAAUUGUAUUUGGUGGUGCCACCUUGCUAUUUGGACUGGCAGUCUCAAAGCUAGAGCUGCACACUAGUGAUGACAUUCGAACCAAAGGAAGAGAGCUAGUAGAGCCGAAAUUGGAGAUGAUUAAGGAGCAACUGGUUCCCUUGAAAACCUGGGCUGAUAAUAUGGCAAAGAAAUGGCACUUGGAAAGGGAGGACAAUAUUAAAGAGAAGCCUAUCAUAAAAGAGCUUUCCAAAAUUUGGGGUGCAAAGACAUCCAAUUGAUUUUUCUUUUUCCUUUUUAA